AUGAAUGCUGCCGUCCGUGCCGUCACCCGCAUGGGGAUAUACGUGGGAGCCAAGGUCUUCCUCAUCUACGAGGGCUACGAGGGGUUGGUGGAGGGGGGAGACAACAUCAAGCAAGCCAACUGGCUCAGCGUCUCCAACAUCAUCCAGCUGGGUGGGACAGUGAUCGGCAGCGCCCGCUGCCAAGCCUUCACCACCCCGGCGGGCCCGCUUCCGUCCGAGUGGGGCGGGCUGCUGGAGGAGCUAGUCCAAGAUGGGCAGAUCAGUGAGGAGGUGGCACAGGAGAACUGUCGCCUGAACAUCGUGGGGCUGGUGGGCUCCAUCGACAACGAUUUCUGUGGCACUGACAUGACUAUUGGCACUGACUCAGCACUGCACCGCAUCAUGGAGGUGAUCGACGCCAUCACCACCACGGCACAGAGCCACCAGCGGACGUUCGUGCUGGAGGUGAUGGGCCGCCACUGUGGGUACCUGGCACUGGUGUCCGGCUUGGCCUCGGGCGCCGACUGGCUCUUCAUCCCCGAAUCUCCUCCGGAGGACGGCUGGGAGGACCUCAUGUGCGAGAGGCUCGGGGAGACACGCAGCAGAGGGUCGCGGCUCAACAUCAUCAUCAUCGCCGAGGGUGCCAUCGACCGCAGCGGCAAACCCAUCUCCUCCAACUACGUGAAAGACCUUGUGGUACAACGCUUGGGCUUUGACACGCGGGUCACUGUCCUUGGCCACGUGCAGCGCGGAGGGACCCCGUCAGCCUUUGACCGUGUGCUGAGCAGCAAGAUGGGGAUGGAAGCGGUGAUGGCGCUGCUGGAGGCCACGCCAGACACCCCUGCCUGUGUGGUGAGCCUCUCGGGGAACCAGUCUGUGCGGCUGCCACUCAUGGAGUGUGUCCAGGUGACGAAGGAUGUGCAGAAGGCCAUGGAUGAGAAGAGGUUUGAGGAGGCCAUCCAGCUCCGUGGGAGGAGCUUUGAGAACAACUGGAACAUCUACAAGCUGCUGGCACACCAGAAGCCAGCGCAGGAGAAGAGCCCCUUCAGCCUGGCCAUCCUGAAUGUGGGUGCCCCUGCUGCCGGCAUGAACGCUGCCGUCAGGUCGGCCGUGCGGAUCGGCAUCUGCCAGGGACACACUGUCUACGUGGUGAGCGAUGGCUUCGAGGGCUUGUCCAAGGGGCAGAUCCGUGAGGUGGGCUGGCACGAUGUGGCAGGCUGGCUGGGACGUGGCGGGUCCAUGCUGGGCACCAAGCGGACGCUACCCAAGACCUGCAUGGAAAAGAUCGUGGAGAACGUGCGGAAAUUCAACAUCCAGGGGCUGCUGGUCAUCGGGGGGUUUGAGGCAUACGAGGGGGUGCUGCAGCUGGUCGAGGCCCGUGGGCAGUACGAGGAGCUCUGCAUUAUCAUGUGUGUCAUCCCCGCCACCAUCAGCAACAACGUGCCUGGGACCGACUUCAGCCUGGGCUCGGACACAGCCGUCAAUGCAGCCAUGGAGAGCUGUGACCGCAUCAAGCAGUCGGCCUCAGGCACCAAGCGCCGCGUCUUCAUCGUGGAGACGAUGGGUGGCUACUGUGGGUACCUGUCGACCGUCACUGGCAUCGCGGUGGGCGCUGACGCCGCCUACGUCUAUGAAGAUCCCUUCACCAUUCACGACCUGAAGGCCAACGUGGAGCACUUGACGGACAAAAUGAAGACGGAUAUCCAGAGAGGGCUGGUGCUGCGCAACGAGAAGUGCCAUGAGCACUACACCACCGAGUUCCUCUACAACCUCUACUCCUCUGAGGGCAAAGGCAUCUUUGACUGCAGGAUUAACGUCCUGGGCCACCUCCAGCAGGGGGGAGCUCCAACCCCCUUUGACCGCAACUACGGGACCAAGCUGGGAGUGAAGGCAGUGCUGUGGAUGUCAGAGAAGCUGCAGGAGGUCUACCGCAAGGGGCGCGUGUUUGCCAACUCAGGUGACUCUGCCUGCGUGAUCGGGCUCAGGAAGAAGGUGGUGGCCUUCAGCCCCGUGACAGAGCUUAAGAAAGUUACUGAUUUUGAGCACAGGCUGCCCCAGGAGCAGUGGUGGCUGAACCUGCGGCUGAUGCUGAAGAUGCUCGCCAACUACCAGAUCAGCCUGACCGAGUACAUCUCGGGGAAGAUGGAGCAUGUCACCCGCCGCACCCUCAGCAUUGAGAAGGGCUUCUAG
Molecule: messenger RNA, 2169 nt
Organism: Leptosomus discolor (cuckoo roller)
Lineage: Eukaryota; Metazoa; Chordata; Aves; Leptosomiformes; Leptosomidae
Source: RefSeq, a predicted model, not a curated record